Debaryomyces fabryi is the source of this 804-nucleotide messenger RNA. RefSeq lists its product as uncharacterized. NCBI's taxonomy places the organism in Eukaryota, Fungi, Ascomycota, Pichiomycetes, Serinales, Debaryomycetaceae. Gene Ontology annotation, cellular component: fungal-type vacuole membrane. The transcript has a single exon. Gene Ontology annotation, biological process: basic amino acid transmembrane export from vacuole. Bases 1 to 804 code for a protein of 267 amino acids. The record is from RefSeq and is a predicted model, not a curated record.
AUGCCUCAGUUAAUUGAGCAGUGGAGAUUGAAAUCUGCUGACGGUGUUUCCAUUGGGUUCAUUUCGAUCUGGUUUUUAGGUGAUGUUUUUAAUUUGAUUGGAGCACUCUGGGCUGGAUUAUUACCAGAAGUGAUAUUUUUGGCAGUUUGGUUCUGUAUUGCAGAUGCAAUGAUGAUAUUUUCGUAUUUCUACUAUACUCACAUGUAUCCAAAACAUCACAAGGUACACCAUCACGGACAUGAACACCACCACCACCACCAUGACCAUGAAAACAGCCAAGCACAGGGCCACGGAGAAGAUCACCAUCAUCAUGCUGAACAUGAACCAUUGUUAAGAAGAAGAAGAUCGUCUACCCUCACAGAUAUAGCAAUAGAACCUGAGUGCCAUAGCAUUUUCAUUAAAUACGUACUCCCAAUUUUUUUUGUGCUCGGUGCUGGUUGCUUAGGAUACUUCUUAUCGGAUUCUAAGGACCCAACGGAACCCGAUACUAAUAUCGAAAUGGGUCCCCAGAUAGUUGGGUAUUUAUCUGCCAUUUUAUAUUUAGGUGCAAGAAUCCCCCAAAUUAUCAGAAAUCAUCAAAGAAAAUCGGUCGAGGGCUUGAGUUUGCUUUUUUUCCUAUUUUCUACCCUUGGAAACUUGACGUAUGCUAGUCAAAUUCUCUUCUACAGAAGUGAUUCACAGUAUAUUGUUUUGAAUUUAAGUUGGUUAUUGGGCUCUCUUGGUACCAUUUUUGAAGACAGUUUUAUAUUCUUACAAUUUUACAUGUAUAAAGAUAACUUUGACAAGAAUGAAGGGGUGAAUUAG